AUGCAAACUCUUGCCGCCGCCGCUAUCCUCGGCCAUGACGGCACCGUCUGGGCUCAGAGCACCACCUUCCCUCAGCUCAAGCCUGAGGAAAUCACUGCUAUCAUGAAUGACUUUGAAAAUCCUGGUUCACUUGCUCCUACUGGCUUGUAUCUUGGUGGUACUAAAUACAUGGUAAUUCAAGGUGAGCCAGGGGUUGUCAUCCGAGGGAAAAAGGUAUUGUUUUUGUCUCUGCUUUUGCUUCAACUUAUAGCUUGUGAAUAUGUUAAUUGUUUUUGCUCGAGUUUAUAACUGUGGAUAAUUGACCGGAUGAGUUUUGUCCAAAUUGGAUUUUGAGACUGGUUGCUGAGGAUUGAGAAUAA
Molecule: messenger RNA, 359 nt
Organism: Olea europaea var. sylvestris
Lineage: Eukaryota; Viridiplantae; Streptophyta; Magnoliopsida; Lamiales; Oleaceae
Product: profilin-like
Exons: 2
Coding region: 1-288 (95 amino acids)
Cellular component (GO): cell cortex
Molecular function (GO): actin monomer binding
Source: RefSeq, a predicted model, not a curated record